AUGAUAGUCACAGUAGCCAGUCUCGCGGCCUACUGCACCGUCCCGGACAUGGUAGACUACGCCUCCUCCAAAGCAGCAGCCCUCUCAUUCCACGRGGGCCUCACAGCCGAGCUCAAAACCCGCUACAACGCCCCCAGAGUCCGCACCGUCAUGGUCAACCAAGGCUACACCAAAACUCCCCUCUUCAAAGGCUACGACACCGGCAACGCGUUCCUGAUGCCCCCUCUCGAACCCGAUACCGUGGCCGAGGCCAUCGUGAAGAAAGUCCUAAGCGGUCAUAGUGGACAGAUCAUCUUGCCGGGUUUCGGUGGCGUUUCCGCCAUGUUGAGGGCGUUGCCGCAUUGGUAUCAGAAUCGUGUGAGGGUGCAGGGGGAGAGUUACAUGAAGACGUGGCAGGGGAGACAGGUUAUUGAUGUGGAGAAGUGGAAGAGUGGUGGGCAGAAGGAGGAGAGGGAGGAUGAGUCCGCGUCGACGGUGCUUGUUCCUCAGCCAAAGACUGCUGGACAGGAGUGA
This is a messenger RNA of Ramularia collo-cygni, 513 nucleotides long. RefSeq lists its product as uncharacterized. The transcript has a single exon. Lineage: Eukaryota; Fungi; Ascomycota; Dothideomycetes; Mycosphaerellales; Mycosphaerellaceae. Gene Ontology annotation, molecular function: oxidoreductase activity, acting on the CH-OH group of donors, NAD or NADP as acceptor. The record is from RefSeq and is a predicted model, not a curated record. The coding region runs from base 1 to 513 and encodes 170 amino acids.